Messenger RNA from Carya illinoinensis, 8510 nucleotides. RefSeq names its product myb family transcription factor PHL8-like. Bases 7226 to 8302 code for a protein of 358 amino acids. Lineage: Eukaryota; Viridiplantae; Streptophyta; Magnoliopsida; Fagales; Juglandaceae. The record is from RefSeq and is a predicted model, not a curated record. Gene Ontology annotation, molecular function: DNA-binding transcription factor activity; DNA binding. The transcript has 7 exons.
UAAGAGAAGGCCUUUGAGAGCUGAAACUUAAGCCCUUGUGUAAGUUCCAUGCCGCACAAAGGCAGCAAAAUCUUGAAAUUCUAGUCAGAGUAUAAUGUUAUGGUAAUGAUUUUCUUGAAAUUCUUUAGUCACGAUGAAGUUUGCGUCAAGAAGUUCAUUUUGGCAGGAGAAUUCAUAAAGACGCAAACAUUUCUAGUCACUAGAGAAUUUGAGUGCACUCAACAACCCGAAACCUCGUUUCAGUACAUCAGAAUUCAGAAAACGAUGUGUCUACUACGCCUUGGGAGUCGGGACUUAUCGGCCGCGGCUCCGCGCAGAGCGGGAAAGGACGAGACAGCAUCAGUGACCUGCAGCAAAUGAAGAAAUUUUCACAGGCAUUUUGUGUGUUUACUUUUACUUGUUUCUGUGAUCUCUUGCGAUUGAAUUUGCUAGGCCAACAACAACAACAAUAAUAAAAGAGACUCGAGCAUUUAGCUUGAUACCAGCGCGACCAACCUGUAGUUGAAGCCUUUGUCUUUCACUCUUUCGUGUAAAGUCCGUAAUUCCCUUUGCUUCCACUUCCUUUUUCGUAAGGUUUUCAAUCUGACUGUUUGUUCAAAGUUGUCAGCCAUGAUCUGUCAUUGACUUACAUUGUUGGGUUUCUGUCAAAACCCAAUCUUUUCAUCUGGGUGUCUGUUUAUUUUCUCCAAAGAUAGCGGAGUCUCCAUUUCCAGGUCUUAAAUCAAUCCUUCAACACGUGGAGACCUACUAAUGAAAUAUGGCAACCUAUUUACUCAGUUCUUAAAAUUGUAUGUGUUUGGAUUUUUGCAUUAUCUCAUAAAACCUUACGUCGUGUGUUUCUUCGGGUAUUUUUUUUUUUCGAUUUUAUUGGGGUAAUUAGCUAUUGGGAAGUCUCAAGGUAUGUGGUAAAUGCAAUUGGCUUGGCUUUCAUAAUCAUGGAGGAUGCCAUAUCUAGCUAAAAGAAGGUGCGCAACAAAUUGGUUUUGUAUGUUUCACUGAGUUGAGAACCUCCAAUUUCUUUGGUUGUUGAUGAUAGCAAUGGGCCAAUGGCACUUCUUGAAUAGGUUAAUUCUGCAGCAGAAGAAAUUCGGAAUUGAGAAUUGGACGAUCAGGCUUUGUAUGGAAGAGCUCAUCUUCUGUUUCUAGUGAAAUGUGGGUGUUUUUCUGUUUCUGUUGGUUGGUAAAUAUUUUGGGGGGCUCAAGAAGCUUUAGAACCUCCAGUAGAAGAAUUAACAUAAUUAGUACCUGGUAUGGGAGAAAUUCCAUAUAGCACCAAACUACCAAUGCAUUAUGGCUCCCUUUUUCAAUCUACGGUUAAUAUUUUUCCUCCACGAACUACCACUCAUUGUCACUUACUCUCUAAAAUUUGACUCGUAUACAACUUGACAAACUACUAUCCCACUGGUCCCACUGGGAUUUAGCCUGCUAAUAGGUUCUCCUUAAUAGAUACCAUUUAUGAGUGACGAUUGGACUGAGUUGUACCGAAUCAAAGUUUUGGGAGUAAAUGACAAUGAGUGGUAGUUCCUGGGAAAGAAUUGUAUCUAGUCAAAAUUUAGACUGAAAGUGGUAUUGGGGUGGCAGGUAACUGGGGAAAGUGAAAUUUACCCUUUAAUCUAUGUAAAAAUAUUAACAAUAAUUAGCUUUUGAGAAAAAUUGAUUUCAAAUAGGGAGGUCCUUUGCUUCAGUGAAGUGCUGUUUAGAUUACAAACUUGUCUUGAUGUUUAGCUAUAUGAUCCCUCUUUACAUGUAUAGAAGUAAUUCCUUUGUUCUGGACGUCACAUAUGUUUGUAAUUCUGUUCUCAAUGUUGGUAUCAUGGCAUUUAAGUAUGCAUAAAUAUGCAUUAAAUAUAUCAGUUGAUGAAAAGUUGAAGGGAUAGUGCUUUAUAUUUUUGUAAAUACCCAGAACUUGUUCAUUUAGGGUCGCGGUUGCACUAAGUCACCACAAAAUGCACUGAAGGGCUUCUGUUUUUGCAUAUGAAUUAUGAAUCAUGUCACAGAUUCAUUAUACCCUUGUUUCCAGUCCAUAUAAGCACUAGACAUCUUUGGUACUAUGAUAACGAAAAUGUAAGACUACGUUUGGUUUUGGAACUUGUUCAACUUUCCUAACCAUUGCCACCAAAAAGAAAAAGAAAAGGAGAGAAAAACCAAUCAACUGUCACUAUGAUAUGUUAUGAGAUGUUCUAUUGGAUGGUGCAACUUGAGUUCAAGAUGAAUCUUCCUUGUCAGUUUACUAACAUAAAUACUGCUUGCAGCCUCUGGGUUUUUGGUAUAGCUUUGCAUAAGAUUCUAUGACUCCCUCCAAGUGUUGGGUGAAUCUAUCCCAAUUCAUAUAAUUCUGCUAAAAAAACCUUGUAUUUUUUUAUUUCAAUUGUCUAAGGUGCAUUUAAGUCUAAAAGUUCAUAAUUCAGUUUAGGAAGGUAAAGCUCAAUACAAUGAAAGUUUCACCAAGGUAUGGAGUGGGUUAUCCCAUUGCCGAGCUGGACAUCUAGGCCUGGCUUUAGGGUAUAAGAUGUUGAAAUGUUGAUGGUUGCUAUUAAAGCUAAAUUUGACUGCAUAAGUAAAACUGGUUCCAGUAAAUGUUUUUGUCAAGGAAUGGUGAAAAGGGAUCCCCCAUCAGCCAUAUUUUGAGGAAUAUGAAUAGCUUCAGUGGUGUGAGAAUCAUUCAAAGAGCUUGCUCACUGAUAAAUUCCAAAUCGGAUGAUUGACACAAUCUCAUUUUGCAUAUCAUGUAGCAUAUGCAUAAUUUAACAAAUCAUUUUGAGCUUAGGUAAAUGGUAUAUCCAAAUUAAACGUAUCUUAUACUUUGGUUGAAACAAUCUAUUACAUAUACAAUUUUCAAAGCAUUGAUCUUUGUCCUUGUGAAGCUACAUAAUCCUCUCCCUAUUGAUAUAUUUGUUUUCCUUAGAAUAAAUGUAAUUGGGUUUUCGGGAAGACUGAAGAGACCGAGUGUUUAAGGAUCCGACACCUUUUGCUUGUAUUUACUGUUAUCUUCCAGUUACAAUUCAACAUGGUUGGCCACCACUUUCCUCAUCAAGGCCAUUGGUUUUUGAUGAUUGUAGGUUUUCAUUGAUCUCAAUUGAGCCCAUUGCUCUUAUCUCAUAGGUAUGAAUUUUAUCUCUAACAUUUGGGAUGAUUUCCAAUUCACUGGAGCUACCAUUCUAGUCUUAGGUGUGAAUUUCUCUGGGUAGUAUGACAGAAACCUGAGCAUGUCUGGCUUUUCUCCUGAACAGCAUUCCUCCUGAUCAUCCCAAUACCUGGGCUGGUCUUCCCGAGUUACCUAGUGGUUCUUUCAGCCGAGCUUUUCUUGCUGGAUGGCUCUCCUGGGGAUAAUUACUUUGACUGGAUUCCCUUUCAGAGUGACUGAGCAUCUCCUCUGACCUAAAUAAUUGCGCUACUCUUCUGUAAACUGAAGUAGUCAUUCCCACCAAGGUUCAAGAUGGUUCUUUUGAAUAGUGUUCCCAACCAAACCGGGCCUUCUUCCUCAGGAACUUUGUUCAUCAAACUACCUUGCUCAAUCUUUACAUGAAAUAGUCAACAAAAGUCAACAAAGGGAAAAUGUGUUCAUUAGUCGUGAAGAAAAAAGAAAACUUGAUUCUUAGUGAUAGUGUAACCUGCCGGCUUUCAUUAGUAUGAUGGAAGCAGUCAUGUCUUUCUAAACAGAAAAAGCAUCCUAUAAUUUUUAACACAAUUCAUAAUUACUUAAUAAUAUGGGGAAAUAUAACUCUUUAUAUAUAAAUAAUAAAGGAUUAAGAUCCUUUAAUAUCUUUACUUAUCUCGUAAAAAGUAUGAGAAAGAAAAGGGAUCAUUAACUAUUUCUUCAAGCUUUUUUUUGUAGAGUAAUGAUAUAGUUUUAGGGUGUGCAAGCUUUGCGCACUCACUUUGAAAAAUAGUGAGGUCCACCAUUAGAAAAAUAAUAUUUUCAUAUGGGUCCUAGAUUUACCCGCUUUUUUCAAACCAAGUGUGCGGAGCUUGAACACCCUAGGACUGUAAAUAUCAUUUUUCUUUUUUGUAAUUAUCUCCUUUUUACUUCAAAGAAAGAGUGAGGAUGAAAUUCAAGGCAAUCAUUUAUGGUAAGAAGGACACAACCAAAUUAAGGAAAACAAGAAGGAGCCUACUAUUAGAAUGAGUUCACAGGGCAUUCCAGAACUUUCAUUCACCUGAACCAACUUUGGAAAGUAAAACCAACAAUGACCACAGCUCUAUGUUCAUAAUACCAUUUGACAGCAUUUGCCACAUUCCAAUUUGGAUAAAUACUGAUUACUGUGGUUAGAACUUGUAAGUAAGACUUGUAUGGGCAGUAAGUUUUUCAUAUUAACUUUGGGCCUCCUGCAAUUUGCUGCUGCUUCUACUAAUGUACUAUUCGGUACCUGUCCCUCUGAGCCAAGCUCUUUUUUGGGGUUGAGUCAUGUCAAGUAAGAAGUAAUCUGGGGAGUUGGAAUUAUCAAUUUAUCAGCAAUGAGUUGGUCUUGCCUGAAUUAUUCAAGGGAAUUUUCUGCAUGAUUCAAUUUUGUCUCCAUCAGUCAAGUUGGGAGGUCUUGGACAAAGACGUGUUUCAUAAGAUUCUACAAAUGGGACACCACUUAAUGAGACAAUUGAGAUUUACUGUUGUGGCGGAGUAAUCAGUCAUCUCUAUCCCCAUGUAAGCCAUUUGUCACCUUAGAUUCUUGGAUCUAGCUUAUAUAUACUACGUCAUAGACAGAUUUUAAACCUUGCUUCAACAGUUUACCAUUAGACACAUGAUUUGAACUUCUGAACACUAAUUUCUCAACCUUCUGCAACCAUUGGAGGUAUUCUUUCAUUUUCUGGUAAAUAUAUUUGGCUUGAUCAUUUAGAAAAUUUGUUCUGUUCUGUUCCGUUCUAUUUUUUGUUUCUGUUUUUUUUUUUUUUAUAUGCUAGCUAAAUUGUAUACCAUUUAUAUAUAGGAUUUCGGUGAUUAGUGGCCAUUUCUGUUGAAUAUAGAUUAUGAUUUUAUCUAUGUUCCAAAAGGGGAGAUAAUUCUCAGAUUGUCCCCAAAGAUGGAAUAACCUUAAUUUUUUUAAUAUUCCAUACUAAACUUCUUACAUAGAAGUAAAAAAACUGAUGGUAACAUGAUGCUCACUUCAUUUUCAGUGGCUGUGUUUGACAUGAAAUUUAGCAAUUACUAUUCCAGUUAUUCUUUGGUGAGAUGGUCACAAGUUCCUUUUAUUUCUCUUUUUUGAUUCCGGAUGCCAUAUUCUUCUCAUCUUCUUUCCAUGCUUUUGGAUUCGUGAGAUUGCAUCCAAUGGGUCCCCAAAAGAAUAAUAAUUGAUGAGGCAACUUUGUUUAAAUGACUCUUGAUUCACCGGACCUUCUCAUACUGACCUAAAAAAUACCAGCAUCAUUCCAGAAUCUCCUUUUCUUGUUAUGGAAUAUAUUAAAGGGAGAAAGUGGCUUCAAGUACAGCAGCUGGUUAAAGAGAAAGGUACUUCAAUAACUCUUCUUUCUUUUCUUGUUUUUCAAACAUUUGGUCCACAUACCAUUACAUUUUUCCAAUGAUUAUAUUCCUUUCUUUGAAUGUGAACUAUGAGCUUGCCACCGAGGAAGAAUAGUUCAAGCCAGAAGAAGCAGAUGCUUGCUCCAGAAGAAUUCCCUAUUGCAUAUAAACUGGACCCACCACUUGACUCAAAGACAUCGCUUGUACUUAUAUCUUAAUUUGUUCAUUAACUAAAAAGUGUCUGUAUCUUCUAAUUGCCUGGUUAAAAUUUACUUUGCUGCUUAAAAUGGAUGACCUAUCUAUCCUCAGAAAUUGUUUAUCAAUGCAGCAGACCAACUGAAUGUUUGGCAGUCAGAUGGAAACACUUGAAGACCAAUCAUUGUUUUUUGAUUCCACUGAUCAAACUCUUGACCAUAACCCAAGAAAUCUGGAGAUUGAUCUGAUACUCAUACAAUUAACUUUUACGAAUUGUGGUUGGCCAUUGCGGCCACCCUUUUCCUUUUCUUCUUUUAUUUUCUAGGUGAACAUUUCUUUUCUUUCAGUUUUGCUUUGAUAUGGAUUACAGAAUUAAAGCGGAGACACCCUUUGGAAUAUAUUUCUUUAUGGGUCUUUUAUUUUGUGUGAAUGCAGCCAUAAAUUCUUGAUCUUUUUGUCUGUCAUUUCGUUAUGAGUUUGUGUUUAUCCAAAUUAGAGAAAGGGAGAUUCAAUGGGGAUCGUGUUGUUUUAUGUGGUUGUCACACAAAUGCCAUGGGGUGCUGGCUAGAAUAUAGCUUGUUAGAUUUUCGCUAUGUAUUGCAACCACCAGGGGGCUUUGGUCCAUGUUAGACUGUUGGUUACAAUGCUAGAACUUAUCUCAGCAUGAGAUGUAUCUCCAACUCUCUUUAUAAUUGAAUCAUGCAGCAGCUUUCACAGUCCCGUUGAAAGAAUAUAGAAUUUGUUGUCUUUUUUAUUAUUAAUUCUGUUGUUAUUAUUAUUGAAUAAUAUGGAAGUUCAGAUACUUUUAAGGUAGUGGCCAUGGAUUUAUUGCACCUGUUGGGGGUAUUGACAGCCUCUCUAUAUAAAACUGAGAGCCAGAGAUUCCCGUAUUUGGAUAAUCUUACAAAGGCAUAACUCCUGUGUUCAAUUUUCAGAAAAAAAAAAAAAAAAAAAGAAAGAAAGAAAGAAAGAAAGAAACAAUUGCGGUUAUUACGUAGGAGUAUCACAUUCUACCUUCAAUUAAAUAGCUGAUUUGGUUCUUCUUAGCUCAUGUUUUGAAGAAAAUUAGUGCAAGUAUGGGUCCUGAAACCCAAGGUGAGAUUCCCUGAUUCCUCUAUUUCUACUAAGAACCAAAAGAAUCUGCCUGCCACACCACAAUUGGUUUUGGAUUGCAGACAGUACAAAGAAAUAUCCAUUACAGUAUCCAUAUCAAUUUAGUUCUUUUCCUUCAAAGCGUCUCACUGUGCGGAAAGUUGCACCCAUUAUUCAUCAUGGUGGGACUAUCUAAUUCAGUAGGGAAUCGGGAGAGAGGAAAACAAGAAGAUAAAAACAAAACACACACUUUCCCUCUUCUCUCCUUUUAAGACUCGAAUUAUACUGUGUUGCUUUCUCUGUUUUUGCUCCACUAGAGAUUCUCUCCACCUCUUCCAAGUCGAAGAAAAAAGAAAAAAAAAAAACAAAAGAAAUAAAAGUUGAUAUGAAAUGGAAAAUGGAAGGAAGGAUGAGCCGUAGCCCCGUGGCAUAUAUUCCCCCCAACAUGGCCCCACUAAUGUUUGUAGAUAUGGAGUGAGAACAUGAAUGGAAACGGGUCUGCAGAAUAUGCAAAAUCAGAAAAUGAAUUUGGUUCUGUCAACAGAUGCAAAGCCCAGAUUAAAAUGGACUGCAGAACUUCAUCAGAGAUUUGUUGAAGCAGUGGAACAACUUGGAGGGGCAGAAAAGGCAACACCAAAGAGCCUGAUGAGAUUGAUGGGAAUUCCAGGAUUGACGUUGUACCACCUGAAGAGUCAUUUACAGAAAUAUAGGCUGGGGAAAAGCCAACAGCCAGAAUCCUGCAGUGACAAUAAGGAAAAGGAUUAUGGAAAGAUUCAGACCGCCACAGAUGGGCAUUUCAGUCGGGAAGUCAGUGAUGCAGCCCACAAUCAGAUUAAUGAAAGCUCGCAGAUUGCUCAAGCUCUCCAAUUGCAAAUGGAAGUCCAAAGGAAACUGCAUGACCAGAUUGAGGUACAGAGACAUUUGCAGCUGAGAAUUGAAGCCCAAGGGAAGUACUUACAAUCAGUUCUAAAGAAAGCCCAGGAAACACUUACUGGGUAUAAUUCUUCUCCUCACGGGUUAGAACUAGCAAAAGCUGAACUGUCUCACUUGGUCUCAAUUGUUAACACUGGUUGCCCGAGCUCUUCAAUCUCAGAAUUGACAGAAACAGGAGAUUUUAGUGUUAAAGACACCGAGAGAAAACAAAUUAGAGGCACAAUAUGUUCAAUGGAAAGCUCCUUGACAUCGUCUGAAAGCUCUGGGAGAAAGGAAGAGAAGCGACCAAUGAAAGAGAGUGGUGACCCCCAGAUGUCUAAUGCAACUACUCUUAAACUAUCGUUAAUGGACAUUCACCCAGAAGACAAGUCAGGGAGAACUGAUGCAAGCAAUCAAGCAAGUGAGAGGAAGAGAAGUAGAAGUUUCAUUUCUGAUGGUAUUUGUGUACAACAACCCGUUGCUAAAAGAUCACCAACCCACAGAGACAAAAGUGGAAAUCCUCCGAGAAAAUCUGGAUUAUUGGAGAAACUUGAUCUCAAUAGCCGAUAUCAGCAUGACAUUGAUUCAGGUCCAAAAGCAAUAGACUUAAACUGCAAGGGCAUUGAACGAUGCAACGGCUGGGAAUCUUGAUGAUACAGAUGGUCCUGGUCAUAAAGUCUACCCAGUAAACUUAGUCUUUAAUCUUUUGUUUAUAAAAUGUAUAUUGGUGCAUGCAUGGGCCCCCAAGAACGUUGGAAGGCAUGUUCAUAUAAAAAGAACCUAUUACAAUAUAUAGUUUGUUGAUAGAUCUCUCUCAAUUUUAGCAUACUCUGCCAGUAAAAGUGAUGCUUGUGAGAAA